Molecule: messenger RNA, 1287 nt
Organism: Saxophila tyrrhenica
Lineage: Eukaryota; Fungi; Ascomycota; Dothideomycetes; Mycosphaerellales; Extremaceae
Exons: 2
Coding region: 1-1287 (428 amino acids)
Source: RefSeq, a predicted model, not a curated record
AUGGAGGGUCAUACGGAUAAGCAGGAGAGGAGGAAGGGUGGGUUGAGGAGGGUGAUUGCGAAGUUGAAGGGUGCGUUUGGAAGGCGUGGUGGGAAGGUUAAUGCUGCUGGGUCGAAUGAGGGAGCGGCGAGUCAGCAACGUGAAGAGCCAGUUGCGAGGGAGGGAGGUUUCAGCGAAGCUCCGGUUGGGAAUACUUCGUCUCCUGCGGAAAACGUGGUCGAGGACACAUUAAUAUCGAUACCACCCGCGAGCUCAAACGCUGUUCUGGUUGCAGAACACGACAACACGAUGUCGGUUCCUGAAGACGAGAAGAAGACCGAGUCUGCUCCUCCAGCACGACAGAAUCGCAGCGGGAUGGCGGCAGAAAAAGCACAGGCGCUGUUUGAGAAGUACGGCGUGACAUACGACCCGAGUACUGCACCCGCGGUAUCAGAAACGAAGGCUCGACGGGUGGAGAAGCCGAUUCGGAUUAGGAUACACUGGACGUGUCACGACUGCAACAGUCAAUUCGGAGGGAGCAAGACGUGCGCGAAUUGCGGACAUAGACGGUGUGGUGAAUGCCCGAGGGCGCCUGCGAAGAAGAUCAGAGAGGCGCUGGAGAAUGCUCAGAAUGCAGCGAGGGAGCAGAAUGGUGGUGCUGGUCCGGGCAUGGGAGGGAUGACUACGGCGCUGGUGGUCGAGGCGUCGGAGGCGGCGUCACCAGCGCUCGCAGCUGAGAGGACGCUAUCUGGGAAUAUAGAGGCUCGGACUCCUGAGGAUAUGGCAGCGGACGACCUUCCAGCUGAGCUAUCACUGUACGUCAAGCAACAACGUCCGUCGACGGGUGUGGAAGCGGUGUUUGAGUCACAAGAUCGAACGACCCGACGGACUUGCCACGAAUGCGAGACUCACUUUGAGCCAGGCCAUGCGGAUGAAUGUCAACAUUGCGGGCAUAAGCUAUGUACCGCCUGCCCUCGAGAUCCCAUCCGCCGCAACCAGUCCACUCGAGACGGGACAGACGACCAAGAGCGCAGUCGAAAAGUGCAAAAGACCUCAACCGUCCAACGCGUCUUCCGCAAACCCCGCCAACGCAUCCGCUGGACCUGCCACGAGUGCGACUUGACCUUUGUCGACAAGCAGAAGUGUCGCGGGUGUGGACAUGAGCGGUGCAGGCAGUGUCCGCGGACUCCUUCCAAGAAAGUCCCACCACCGCCAGACCCAGCCGUGCUGCAAUCGCUAGCCGAUAAGCUCGGUGGGACGAAAGUGUGCGCCGAAGAUUCAGAGGUCGAGGCUACUACGGCGGAGUAG